Messenger RNA from Coregonus clupeaformis (lake whitefish), 2099 nucleotides. RefSeq lists its product as uncharacterized. The coding region runs from base 36 to 1982 and encodes 648 amino acids. Gene Ontology annotation, biological process: mitochondrial fusion. The transcript is spliced from 20 exons. NCBI's taxonomy places the organism in Eukaryota, Metazoa, Chordata, Actinopteri, Salmoniformes, Salmonidae. The record is from RefSeq and is a predicted model, not a curated record.
ACUCAGUCAAAAUCACUGCAGUAUGUAGAGCGAUAAUGAGUAGGUCUAUGUUCAGUCGUUUGUUGACAGCGACCCCGCUGAGAUUCCUCCGCGAGAGGCCACUUCUGAGUGCAGCUGGCCUGUUGUUUGCGACCGGUUCGGCAGUCUACUUUUAUAGCAAAUAUUACGGUAUCGGUGAGGAUGCACUGGCCACCGUGGAGAGCGUGGACCGUGUUGUCACGGUUGAGGAGGAUAAUGAGCCCACCCUGGACCAGGAGGACCCAGUCCUUGUUCAGUAUGUGGUUGAGGAGGUUGGGCACCGGCCCUGUCUGGCUUUAAUCCCUUGGUCUGGACCUCUGUGGGUUCCCAGCUCUCCAACAUAUUACCUUACCCAUGCUGGGAGGAUGCUGGUGAGAGAGCUGGCAGUGUUAAACACGCAGAUAUUCACAGUGGAGCAGCCCAUUUUCAUCUGUUUCACUCCUGCUAGGAGGAUGGUAUGGAAUGAACUGUCCUCUCAAAAUGAACAGUAUGUGGAUGAGGAGGUUGGGCACCGGUCCUGUCUGGCUUUAAUCCCUUGGUCUGGACCCUUGUGUGUUCCUAUCUUUCCUGUCUUCUCCAAGGCCAAACCAGUCUACUACCUCACUCGUGCUGGGAGAAUGCUGGUAACAGAGCUUGCAGUGUUAAACACACAGACUUCCAAAUUGGUUAUUGAGGAGCCUACCAUUCACCUCACUGAAGCUGGGAGGCUAGUGCUUGACGAACUGUCAGCACCUUCAGAUAGCCAUUCACAGCCAAAUAGGGAAGACUCUGGUUUUCCCUAUGAGAAGUUGCAGCUGGUUGGGAACUGGGGUUCGUUUCAUUUCCAUUACUGGAAGAUCCAUUAUGGACGAGUGCAGCAAAAUGAAGAGGACAUGCAUCACCUGUGCAUUGUGAGGGGAGUGGAGAAGCAGCUGUGGUGGAGCAGAGUCAUCCAGGAAAAAAUCCUGGACCCAUGGGGUCUCGUCCAGGUGGUCCUCACCAACAAGAAGCUGAUUGGUAUUAAGUUCCUUGGUAGAAGGAUCCAUGGACUCAUGUCCGGCCUUGUCAAGAGGAGGUCUGAGUUCACCUAUUAUGAGGAUGCCCAGCAGGUGGAUAUCUCCACCACAGUGGAGGGGUACCAGGAGAGGGGGGAUGAGAUGAUGGCAUAUCAGUUCUCCACCUCUGACAUCAUCACCACCCCUCAUGAGCCGUCCUCUGGCUCCUCUCACCAGUUCCCCCAGAAUUCUCCGCCUCCCCCUUUCCCUUCCGAUUCCCCUCCCAGUCCCCCUCCACCUUACCACUCCACCCAGGACCAGGACCAGACCCCUGACAGCACUCCUCAGGAGUUUGAGGAGGAGUUUGUGGAGGAGCAAAAUAAUGCUGCAGAUGUGCCCCAGUUGCGGCGUUACUUUGAAAACCAAGGGACAACCAACUUCUCUCUGAGGCUGGCCGCUAUCAGACGUGCUAUGGAGGCUCUGACAUCCUCAGACAGUACCUCCCUCAAUUACCUCACCCACGCUGGGAGGAUGGUGUUGAGUGGACUAUCCGAGCUCAACCAGCAGGAUGUGAGGCAGUUUCAGCAGGCCUACGACCUACUGGUGAACUUCAUUAAUGAGCCAGCAAACAGGGAGCGACUAGAGCAGGAGAUGGCUCUCGUAGGAAUCGACCGCAUCAACUUCGCAGAUGUUUUUUAUGAAUUCGUUCUACUAAGCCUUCUAGAAGGAAAGACAUCUCUUCCUAUAUCUGAGCCUGGUAGCUUCCUUUAUCUGCUCCUGCAAGUCAUAAUGAGGAUUGACCCUCCUGGAGGAGCCUGGACAGAGGCUGCUGAGAACUUCUACCUCCUCGUUAAGGGCCAGAUGAAGGCAUGGCUACAAUCCAUCUUCAACCUCAAUGAGUCAAUCUAUGAAAGCCCAGAGAGGCUCUCGGGGGAGGUGAUGCGGAAUCUAGAAAUACAGGUUGAGUUCCUGCUGUCCAGCCUGGAUUAAGGUUCCCAAACUGAGCUGAGGGCCCCAUCACAAAAUAAAGUCUUUUGCAUUUACAGUUUUUCUCAAUUGCUAAAACACUAAACCCUAUUGUCUGAACCAAAUGCUCAGUUGCCUGAA